CCGACGUAUUCCGAAAAUCGAACGCCAAAACUUUUUCUCAUACUAAAACUCCUUCGAAGGUAACGGGCUAGCGAGCGCGAUCAGUGCUUUUUUUUUUAAAUAAAACGACGCUGUGUCUGUGGUCUAUUAGCUUUUCAGCCAGUGAUAAAUCGAGUCAGAAUUUAUUGCGAUACAGCUGAACUGAAUCGGAGCGUGCUUUUGUGAAUUAAUCUUAAUUGAAAUUGGACAGAUUAAAGAAGAUGUUCACGCGCACCGGACGCAGUUAAAAAAGUUUCAACAUGGAACCUUCAAAUAUAAUACACAUUUACGAAGUAAGAUGAACAUCGUCCAAACGAAAAUGAUACUAAGAGAGCAUUUAACACACGCCCACAAUGCAUGAGUUCAUAUUCUUCCAGCCACUCUCAUCGUUACCAGAAUCUGAUAUAGUGGAGCAUGAAUGGUAUUGGGAUGUACCGGAGAACUUUUCUUUGAAGGAUUUCAAUAUAUCUAUUGAUUACGGGAACGGAACUAAGAAUGGAACGGAUUUUAAUAAGGAAGUUGUAGUGAACAAUUGGUGGGCUCUAGUUGCUCUCUUGUUAGUGGUGUGUACGGCUGCGGGGAAUGUACUGGUGUGCCUGGCGAUAUAUUUGGAGAGGAGACUGCAGAACGUGACAAACUACUUUCUGAUGUCGUUGGCCAUAACUGAUCUGCUGGUUGCGAUAUUAGUGAUGCCCCUGGGAAUAUUGACAUUGGUUAGAGGUUAUUUUCCCUUGCCUGCGGUGUACUGCCUAACUUGGAUCUGCUUAGACGUCCUCUUGUGUACUGCCUCCAUCAUGCAUCUCUGCACCAUCAGCAUUGACAGAUAUCUAUCGCUCCGCUACCCGAUGAGGUUUGGAAGGAAUAAGACAAGAAAAAGAGUCACAAUCAAAAUCGCGUUCGUUUGGAUCCUGUCGACGGCAAUGAGUCUUCCAUUGAGCUUAAUGUAUUCUAAGAAUGAAGAAUCGGUCCUGAUUGGUGGGUCCUGCCAGAUCCCCGACCCGCUUUAUAAGGCGAUUGGCUCCAUCAUCUGCUUCUACAUACCUCUGGGCGUGAUGUUGCUGACGUACGCUCUGACUGUGCAACUUCUGGCGAGGCAAAGGAAGGGGCUUGGUGCUGGAUGGGCGGCAGGCUGGCUCGGUGCGCCUCCAAUCGAGAGGCGGUGUACUUGGAAAAGGUUCCUCGGGCCCAGAGGUGGCACACCGCAGCACUCCGCCGCCUCGACCGAAACCGAGCUUCCGCCCAUAGAUACUAGGGACUUGUGGAUACAAGAUUCCAGUGAGCCUGCGCCGUCCGCCAUGACCGCACUGCACCAGUUCGGCGCCGAGAUGUUGCGACUAUCGCGAGGCUUGGAAGCUUCUGCUGCGAUCAAACCACAGUACAGAGGGACUAACAUAUCUGAACGAGGCGGCAUGUUGACACCCGGAUCACUGAGUGUAUCGUCCAGUUCACCAUCUUCGAUGCUUCAGGAUAGAAGACGACCUUCUUCAACGGGCGAACCAAAUACUCCUUUGCAUAGACCCAGAAGUGCGUCAGACGACGAAAGCAACGAUGGUCUUUUAGCUCCCGCCACUUUGACUGCGAAGUCAAGGAGCUCAGAAGACGGUCUACUACUUCCCCCGCCGUGCACUUGCCCGUAUUUCGGUACAGAUUCCACUCCACCCAGACGGACCACCGAAGUCAUCAUAGUUCCCGGUGGAGAUAUAAAUGGUUGCAACGGUUAUCCACGGAACGGGAAUUUGAAAGGUGAAGAACCGCAGUAUUUUAGACGAUCUAGUCGUGGGGCUGCCUCAAUGGUUACUUGGGAUGAAGCCAGAAGGUUUAGGAGAGGUUCUAGCUUUGGUGGUGCACGAACAACUUUGUCGACUCCAGUACGAAGUAUACGGGCUCAGAGGUCAAUAACAUCUCGUCCCCAACAAAUUGUAACACCGAGUCCCCAUCGUCAAACGCCUAGAACCCAUCAUUCGAGGAACUCUAGUGUAAUUUCCAGGAAUUCCUCUCGCCACGGUAGAAUUUUGCGCCUAGAACAGAAAGCCACAAAAGUACUUGGGGUAGUUUUUUUUACGUUUGUUGUACUCUGGGCGCCGUUCUUCAUUCUGAAUAUGGUGCCAGCAGUGUGUCCAGAAUGCGAAGGGCGAAUAUCACCCUGGGUGUUCGAUUUUGUGUUAUGGUUAGGAUACGCCAGUUCAAUGGUGAAUCCCAUAUUUUAUACUAUAUUCAAUAAGGUAUUCAGGCAAGCCUUUAAGAAAGUAUUAAUGUGUCAGUAUUGUAAGUCUCAAAGAUAGCCAGCACCCUGGGAGCGUCUCCGGCCAUCAUCAGAUCCUGGGAUCGGAGCGCUCUCAGUCAACAGACCAAAUGUUCGAUCUCAAUUUGUUUAAGAGUCACUACACGAGCUUUAAUUAAAUACGCUUCAUCUUUAACCUGCAUCUCUGUAGAUAAUACUUCGCAUACAAAUUACUUUAAUAUUUUAUUUUUCGAUAAGCUCUGCAUCACUCGUUAAAUUGCGGCGCACAAAAUAGAACCUUAUCUUUACAGUGGUUUCAGACUAGCGUUUUAUACGCGCGUAAAAGCUCUUUUUUGGAAGUGUAUGUAGGCGCAUAUAGGCGCAACUUUUGUGAUUCGCUCAACUCGUACGAGCGUUGACGAGCUUGUAAGCUCGUAUAAGCGCGAACCGUGAGAGACACCACUACCGUUUGAGCUAACUCGCCGAAAUAUGCCCGUAUAUGCGAGUCCGGUUAUUAGAAGCACGCAAUGUAGGGCGUUUAGCCAAAACGACCGUAGACGCGCAGAAAAAAAGCCACCGUCUGCUAGUCUGCCACCGCUUUUACUGUGACCUCAUAAUUGUACCUGUAAACUUGAACGUAGGACAUUUGCAUUUAUAUAGAAAUUGCCACUGUAAACUACACUUAAUUUACAAAGACUGAGUGGAUUUUUUGUAAAGCAGCAAUAAUGGUUUAAUAAGUAAUUAGAAUUACUUUGACAUUGGCUGUAGUAUUUUAGGUCAAUUUAUGUUUUUAUUAAUAAUAUACCUAAUCAAUGAUCUCAGUUCUAUUCCAUUUUUAUCUUUAAACCUUGAGUAGAAUUAAUGCAAAUUAUAUUUAGGAGUAUUCGCUUGUUCUUGUAUUAAACUUGCCUUUCUUUAAACUUGAUACAAUAUUGAGCAUAGAAGUGGCAUGUUUUCAUUUUAGUCAGUGUUCGUAAAAUUAUCUAGUCAUUGUAAUCAAUUACGAGUCGCGAUGGAUUAUGAAUACAUUAUUGUUACAGAGAAAAAAAAAUAUGCAACAGUCGAGGCCAUUUAGUGCGUACUUUAUUAGGUAGCAAUACGGAUGACAUUCGAUGUGCAAAUGUAUGUACUGAUAUGGUCUCGACUGUAUCACAAAGUGAAAGGGCGCUUGUUAUCGAGACGAUUUCUGCCCGGGUCUAGGCACGGUUUUCAACCAUGUCUACAUCCGAUCGUCAGUAAGUAUGGGACAAUGAGGAGGUUUGUUAUGGAUCCCGAUGUUAGCGACGGUUUGGAGUCGGUACAAACCAUGCUCGUGAACAAACUUAGCCGGCACCGGUUCGGGAAGAAACCGUGCCUAGACUCGAUGGAAAAUCAUUCGUUAACAAACGCUCUAAAGAGACAUAUGAAUGUUUAAAGUAACUAUUAUGAAAUAAUUUAGUAUAAUUAGAAAAAUGUUGAAAAGAAUAUAAUUGACAGAAGAUUUUAUUGUUGUAAUAUUUAUUAUUAUUAUUAGGGUAUUUCACAUUGCGUUUUUAUUAAUUUGUCAGUUCCUAUUUAUGUGAUAAGUGGCUUAAAAAAUAAUCGAGAUAUUCGUAUCGUAAGAAGCAUUGAAUACUUUUUGAACAUACAUACUCCACAGAUCUAUAUGAAAGUCGACGCCGGCGCUGCAUGGACUGCAAAUUGUAUGGAAACCGCGCGUGUCAAAUUUUAAGUACUCAUGUGAACAAUAUACAUGGCCGUAGGACAGAUGGGAUAUUUUAUUGAAAUAAUAUAACAUUUUAUUUUUAAUAUUAAGUAGAACUGCAGUCACAAUUUUUUUUUAUCGCCUGCCAGAACCGGGAAUCAAGCUCGUGAAAUGUGGAAAAAACACGACGAAUUUUAUGAUAACCUUCGAAAGGGACUACCUAGGGACCGAAAGAUACUCAUAAGGAUUAUUCGUUCCUAAAUAACAUAGCAUUUUAAAUGAAAGGAAGAUCAUGAAAUUAAAAUUUUGUUCAGGAAAAUUUACUCUAACUUUUCCGUGCUUCCAAAAACUAAGAUUAUCAUUUCAAAGUAUUAUAUACUAACUAGUGCAUACUCACCUACAAGAUUUCCUUAUUAUAAGUACGUGAAAAAUAAAUAUUAAUCUAUAAUUAUACAAAAGUGAAAGGUACUUGUAUGCAUUUUUCUGUAUUGUUCCAAUUACUAGGGGACUGACUUUUUUGUGGGGUUAUGUAAAAGAUAUAGUUUACAAGAACCGGUACGACAGUGUGCAGGAAUUACAAAACUGAAAUUUGACGUAUUAUUUCACAUUCACCGCGCAAAGUUCAGUUAAUCAACAUAUCGAGAUAAAUUAUUAAAAGACUAAGAAUUUGUAUACUACAUAAUGCAAUACAUUUUAAACAUUUGAUAAAUUAAAUGAAAAAAUUGAGCCGUUUUGUUUUCAUAGUAGUUUGUGUUUAUUUCAGAUAAAAUAUCAAAUUUCAUGAUUAUGUAAUUUAAUUUAAAAAGCUGUUAUUUAGAAAAUAAUAAUCCUUAUGAUUAACUUUGCGACAGUUAUCAUAAAAUCAUGUGUUUUUUUUGUUUCACAUUUCACGAGACUGAUUCUUGGUUGUGGCAGGUGAUUUUAAAAAAAACUGUGACGGCUGUUCUUCUUAUUAUUAAAAAUAAAAUGAUGUAUUCUUUUAGUCAAAUAUCCUGUGGUCAAUAUUAAAUAUAAUUGGCAUGUCAUCCCUCCGUGUGGCAUGACUGUGGGACGCCCUGUAUAGCAUAUCAAUUAUAAAUUAUUUUUUAUGUAAAUAUUUGCUGAAUAAAUAAAAUAUAUAUAUAUGUAUAUCGUUUUUACAGCUUACUAUGACAUAGUUAGAUGUUUUAAAACAUUAAUAUUGAUAUAACGGUGACGCGAAAAAAUAAAUUAGCGUAAAACGUGAACAUUAAUCUCCCUUUUAGCAUGCGAACUACAUACACUUGAGUUAUCUGUUUCGAUCUAUGCCUGUGACAUAACUUCAUAACGUUAACUACUUCAUGAUGACAAUUUCUCAGUACAAUAAUAGAAAUAUUGAUUUUAUCGGAUAAGAAAUAUCCGAACUUUUAUAUUUCGUUCCAAAUUAUUAUACUGAAAUCCCAACAAUUAUUACCUUUUUUUAAUAACAACUCAGUUUAUUUUUUCAGAUAAUAAAUAUAAAAUUUUAUUUCAUUUAAAUACCCUUUCAGGAGAAUUUUAUGAAUGCUGAGGGAGUCCGUGAGGCACUAGCCCACGCGGACUCUCUCCGGCCCCGGCGUCGGAGGGUGGGGGUUAGGAGACGGUGGUUUGACCGGCUCAUAGUCAUCACCCACAAAGCCCAGCGGGGUCCAGACUUGAGAGGUCCUCUCUCUCUUGAGAGGACUCUGCAUUGCACAGAUCUUUGGUGAUAGAUGGGGAUGCCCCUGAUGCCUCGAUGCAUCCCCAAGUUGGGUGUGUCCGUUCCAGUCGGACAAUCACCGGUGGGGGCGCGGAAGUAUACGGAAAGGUUCCCGUGGCUUCACCUAGUGCCUUAAUCUCGCCGGGCGGAGUACCGCCUUAUGGUGGGUCUUCCGCCCGACGAGAUCUCGGCCCUACGGUGAGGUAAGGUGCAUUGUGCAUUUUUAGUAGGUAGAGGGCUCUUCCCAAGCGAUAGGAGAGGGGAGGAUUCCCACAUAGCCUCACCGCACUCCCGGGGCGGCGGGGUGCGUGUCACGCAUUUUCAAGAAGUAAAAAAAAGUGGGAGAAUUAAACAAAAUGUCAAUGGUCGCGCGGCGUCGCCUAGCUCUCCGAUGAUAUCGACCGCGACAACACCACUAAUCCCACAAAUUUAAAGCAAUGUUUUAAACAAAUUAUCAAGAGUCGAAUACACCGUAAUCAAAUAGACCAGUACUUAAUAGUACACAAGUAUUUCAUGCCUUAGCAAUUAUUCUUCUCCAAGUAUUGUCCCUCAAAAUGUCUUCGUCGCGGUCGGUCGCUAAGAACCGAAUGCUACUUAUAGAUGUUACGCUUAACACCAGGCAGACAGGUAGACAGACAGUUUGCCAUGCUAUAUACAUUUUAAUUACCUAACUAACCUUUCAGAUACCUAAUGCUGCAUAAAAGAGGGACAUUUCAUAUCAAUACGAGACUCAAACUUGAUAUCGUUAAAACAUAUUAUUAUGUAGUACUACUACUACUACCUUUGUAAAUAAAUGUGCUUUGAGCAAAUCAUAUUUUUGGUUGAAGGUUUCUGAAACUUUUACAGGUUCAGCUAUAUCUAAAAUAAAAACUGUAGAUCCUAUUUAGUCCUAUUGUAAAUAAUAUUUGUGAAAUAUUAUAAAAAUAGAAAAUAUACGUUUAUAUUAAAAGAAACUAAAUGUUGUAAAUAAAGAGAAAAUCAAAGGUGUUUCAUAAAUGGUUUGGUGGAUAUUAAAAUUGAAUCGGAAUUAAACGAUAUGAUCGUGA
Chilo suppressalis (striped riceborer) is the source of this 6665-nucleotide messenger RNA. The record is from the annotation of a GenBank genome assembly. Lineage: Eukaryota; Metazoa; Arthropoda; Insecta; Lepidoptera; Crambidae.